This is a messenger RNA of Harmonia axyridis, 1473 nucleotides long. RefSeq names its product TGF-beta-activated kinase 1 and MAP3K7-binding protein 1-like. The record is from RefSeq and is a predicted model, not a curated record. The coding region runs from base 125 to 1393 and encodes 422 amino acids. Gene Ontology annotation, molecular function: protein serine/threonine phosphatase activity; cation binding. Gene Ontology annotation, biological process: protein dephosphorylation. Lineage: Eukaryota; Metazoa; Arthropoda; Insecta; Coleoptera; Coccinellidae. The transcript is spliced from 4 exons.
ACCUAUUUUGACAAAGAGGCAAUAAGGUUAUGUUUGGUUUUGGAAUCAAAACAAAUUUAGCCAAUUUAUGCUAAAAGAAACAAAACUUACGAACCCUGAUUGCGAAUAAUUAUUAAUUAAUAAUAUGUCUGAUCAAAGUUGGACUGCUUCCUUAGAAGUAUGUACAUAUACCGGAAUAGGUUUUUCUUUGAAUCAAGUCUACAGAAAUUCGCAAGAAGAGCAUUAUUAUGAAGAUUACAAAUGUUACCAUAAAUUCAGACCAAAUUUUUAUUAUUAUGCUAUAUUUGAUGGACAUGCUGGUAGUGAAAUUGCCAAAUUUUGUUCAGAUAAAUUAACUGCCGAACUUUAUUUCGCACAAAUUAAAGACGAUGCUACUGAUGAUGCAGUUCGGAAGAUUUUGAGAGAGGUCUUUUUUCUGGUAGAAAAAGAAUAUAUGGAAUAUGUUGGUUCACUUGCCGCUGAAAGAACAAUACUCUUGGAAGAUAUCAAAGGACUCACACCUACUGAAACCAAUAAAGAAUUUCCAGGAGUUCUAGAAAAAUUGAAGCAAAUCAACAAUAAAUUAUCUUCAGGAACAGCUUGUGCUGUUGCCUUGAUACUGAACAAUAAACUUUAUGUUGCUAAUGUUGGAAACUGCCGGGUUCUUCUAUGUCAAACUGAUGAAAAUGAUGUAAUGAAAGUUGUAGAAUUAAGUGUGGAACAUAAUCUCAACAACCAAGAUGAAUUGUUGAGAUUAUCUCAGUUAGGAAUUAAAGUGGAUAUAUUAAAAAAUGCAUCUACUUUGGGUAAUCAAGAAAAUACAAGAUGUUUGGGUAACUAUAUGAUUAAAGGAUGUUACAAAGAAUUUAAGGAUUUAGAGACUGCAAUACAGGAACCAAUUACAGCUGAGCCUGAUAUCAAUGGUGGCAUCUCAUUGGAUGAAUCAUGUAAAUUUUUGCUUUUGAUGUCUUCUGGUUUAUUGAAAACUGUAGGGGAAGUGGUGACAGCUGAACAAGUGAAUAAAUAUAUUGCUCAAUGUGUUGUUGAGCAGUUCAGGGAGCAAACGAAUUUGAACAGAGUUGCACAAGGCGUUAUUGAUAAAAUAGUUCGUAUUCACCAAGACCAUUACAUGACGGACCCUUCUAAAUUGAAAAACAGGGAAGAUAUUACCCUUAUGGUCCGAAAUUUCAAUUUCCCACUUCACAGUGAUACCAGUUAUUCUACUUAUAAUGCCGUUACUGCCUCUCACAACUUCAGUUCUACUAGCAGUUCUGGCCCAAUGAAUACCCUACAAAUGAAUGGUUUAGGUCCAGAUCAAAAAAUUAAGGCAUAUGUGGACUUCAACGAUUUUUAUGUUUGCUUAGAGAAAGCCAAAAAGGAGGGCAGGUGUCCAGAAUGGAUGAAGGAUUUGUAAGAUUUUAAGUUGAAGUUUUGUUUGUUAACAUGUAUUUGUUUUAUUGAAGCAAAGGUUUUUAUUAUACUUUUUGAAAUGUA